AUGAGGGUGCGAAUGUGGCUCAGAGAGGUUCCUAUCGAGGGAUUCGUGGAGCGCUUCUUCCUCUUCAGUCGUGCGUUCGACCGGUCCUGGAGCAGCGACCUCACUCAAAGCGCCAUAAGGGUCAUCAUCUGUAUUGUCAUCCCCAGUCUCUCCACAGGUGAGUAUUCGCCGGAGUUUGGAGGGAAAAAGAAGGCAUUAGAAUGUAAAAAGCAACAAAAAACGACAGAGAGGAAAUGGGUUGUCUAUAUCGGUGAUUCAAACAUCCCAAAAAAGAAUGCAUUCACAAAAGAAGAAGCAGCAACAAGCCAUCAAGUUACUCAAUUAUCCCCGCCGCCUUCCAGCCAAAACGAACAAUAUUUCUGUUACUUCACUCCCUCCCAGCGCGAUGAGUUUAUGAACCAACUCUAUGCAAAAGCCUUGCACAUGAUUGAGAACCCUAUUCUCUCAUCCAAUCCUACUUUUUUUGCCGCCCAGUACAAUGUGCUUCGCGCUAUGUUAAUCAACGCCGACCUGUUAGGCCUGACAUUUGAUCUUCUCAAUGAAGACCUCGCGUCCCAAUUCAACCUUUCCGGGCCAUUGAUGUCGGCAGUGCAUCUCCCAGCAAGCCUGUUUCCAUCCCAGAAACAAAGAAAAAUAAUCCACCACCCCUGGGUUGAUCUGAUUCCAAUAUUGUCUCUGCGGGAGGCUCUCUUGGUCCGGACAGACGUGAUUGAUGAAGAUGAAGUAUGUGGUGACUUUUAUGGGGCUUGUGCUCCGUCGCAAGAAGUCGGGCUUCGCGUUUGGGGCGAAGCCUGGGAUCCAUCUGCUUACGAGCUCUCGGAGACGUUUAUAAGGAAAUGGAGUUGGAUAAUAACAGAAUGUCCUGACAUAAUCAAAUCUUCAAAUCACUGGAGGAAACAGCGAGGGGAGAAGCCUAUUGUGUUCACAAAGAUCAAGUGA
Penicillium expansum is the source of this 939-nucleotide messenger RNA. RefSeq lists its product as uncharacterized. The coding region runs from base 1 to 939 and encodes 312 amino acids. NCBI's taxonomy places the organism in Eukaryota, Fungi, Ascomycota, Eurotiomycetes, Eurotiales, Aspergillaceae. The transcript is spliced from 3 exons. The record is from RefSeq and is a predicted model, not a curated record.